Strongylocentrotus purpuratus (purple sea urchin) is the source of this 4089-nucleotide messenger RNA. Its product is annotated as protein spinster homolog 1. Gene Ontology annotation, biological process: transmembrane transport. NCBI's taxonomy places the organism in Eukaryota, Metazoa, Echinodermata, Echinoidea, Camarodonta, Strongylocentrotidae. The transcript is spliced from 12 exons. Bases 170 to 1885 code for a protein of 571 amino acids. The record is from RefSeq and is a predicted model, not a curated record. Gene Ontology annotation, molecular function: transmembrane transporter activity. Gene Ontology annotation, cellular component: membrane.
AGAUCUAUGCGAUGUACACAGGAAAUCUACACGAAAUUUCAUCGCCAGAUGAUACCUUGGAAUUAGUCAAUAUUUCGUAACAGUACUAUAAAGUCCCACCGUGAUCUCGUGAUCGGAUCCAUCCGGUCGAACUUUGUUCGGUAUUAACAAACACAAAGCAUAAACAUCGAUGAUACCACCGCCAGCAGCAAGGAAGAAUUUACAUACGGACACAGACGACAUUCAGCCUACGGCUAGACGGGACUCUGUAGAAAUGGCUGACACUUCGGAAUGGUCAGGCGACAAGCGCCGGUUGCUUCGGGAGGAAGAAGAGGAGGAAGAUGAUGGGAAUACGGAGGCAAUGGAUUAUGCACAGCGUUCCAAUUUGCCAUUGCCUGUGAAUGGAAUCGAGGGGAAUGUUCCGAAUGUUAAAACUGAUGACACUGGGGAGGAUCCUGUGGCUAUUUCUCCUGAAGAUAAAAAACCACCAUGUACAGCAUAUAUGACUGUAAUGGUACUCUUCUGUGUGAAUCUUCUCAAUUAUUCAGAUCGUUACACAAUUGCAGCUAAUCUACCUGCCAUACAGAAAUAUUUCCUAAUUGAGGAUAACAACAGUGCGGCAGGUCUCCUGCAAACUAUCUUCAUCGUGGGUUACAUGGUGACAUCACCAAUCUUUGGCUAUCUUGGCGAUCGUUACUCUAGGAAGCUCAUCGUAGCCUUUGGUAUUUUGACCUGGUCUGGGCUAACCCUUGCUGGUUCAUUCGUUCCACCUGAUAAGUUCUGGGUCUUUCUGCUCCUCCGAGGUCUCGUUGGUAUCGGAGAAGCAAGUUACGUGACGAUCGCUGCCACUCUGAUCGGAGAUCUCUUUGUGGGCAACAGGAGAACAAGGAUGCUCAUGGUCUUCUAUUUUGCUAUUCCAGUAGGCAGUGGUUUGGGCUAUAUAUCUGGCAAAUUAGUAGCAGAGUUAGCAGGUGAUUGGAGAUGGGCUUUAAGGUUCACACCUCCACUGGGCAUUGUGUGUGUGAUCCUCAUUCUCUUCCUGGUCAAAGAGCCCAAGAGAGGUCAAGCUGAGACUGGUGAACACGCUAUGGCCAACACGAGCUACAUCACUGAUAUCAUGGCAUUGGUCAGAAAUAAAAGCUACAUUUGUUCCACCUUUGGACUUACGACUGUUUGCUGGGUAACUGGAGCACUGGCACUAUGGGCUGUGACUGCUAUAACAGACGCUUAUGAGAUUCUUGGCACUGACUCCACAAGUGUUCCCAUCAUCUUUGGUGUGGUGACUGUAGUGGCAGGCUUCUUAGGUGUAGGGAUGGGAACCACCAUAGCUCAGCUACUGAGGAAGAAGACCGAUCGAGCUGACCCCUUGGUGUGUGCUGCUGGAAUGUUGCUUAGUGCUCCGUUCCUCUUCAUAGCUCUAGAGGUCUCUGAUCAACAGGUCGGCAUUACCUGGACUUUUGUAUUCAUAGCUGAAACACUGAUUUGUUUGAACUGGGCAUUGGUUCCUGAUAUUCUAUUGGCUGUGUUAAUACCAACCAGGAGAUCAACAGGCAAUGCUAUUCAGAUGUUGAUAUCACAUUUACUGGGAGAUGCCCUCAGUCCAUGGCUUGUGGGAGCGGUUUCUGACUCCAUAAGAAACAGUCAUGAAGACAGCGAGAGCACUGAAGCCAAGUAUACUAGUCUCAUCUUCUCUCUCUAUACCACCUGCUACGUAACCGUUCUUGGAGGGGGAUUCUUCCUAUGGACAGCACUGUACUUUGCAGAUGACAAGAAGAGGGUCCAGACCAUCGUUUCAAAAAUGAAAUCAGGCAACGGCACAACAGCGUCAUCAGUGUGUAAUGUUGAUGUAGAUGAAAGAUUAAAAGCCAACGAAGUUCCAGUGCAAGUUGAUGCUGCUAUCAUAUAAUAGGGGAAGUCCCUACUGUGAGAAUGACGACGCUCUACUCUGGAAAGCUCCCAUCCAACAGGAUUUAUAUUAGGUUACAUCGUAGGGGAAGUCCCUACCGUGAUGAUAACGACACCCUCCCAAAUCAAUGAGAUUUUCUCUGAACCUCACCACAUACUAAGGCCUCCAAGAUUAUGACCAAACUUUUGAAUGAAAAUCAUUGUUAGAUGAGGAGAUGAAUAUUCCUUUUUGUGGAUCAGAAAAUGCAAAUGCAUUGUAGAAUCUAAAUGAACCAAAUAGGAAGAAAGAAGAACCAAAUAGAAAGAAAGAAGUCUAGUCAGUUUUAAGAUAGUGACGGUGGUGGAUGUUAUCCCAAUUUACAGGUACUUAGGCAGUCUUUUGGUUUGAAAUGUGUGCUUUGUCCAUCAGGUGGAUCCUGGUUUCACUUUCCUCAAACUUGGUUGCAGUCCAAUUGAACUAUGGGAGUUGGGAUAUAUAUAUGGUCUACUGCAGUGUCUUCUCUAUAACAGCUACAUGUACAAAUUUAUUCGCACAUUGGUUUUAGAUUGAGCUGGAAAGUGGGAAUGAUGUGAUUUAGAGGUAUACUUCAUACCUUUUCAUGACGGAUUUUAUCAUUUUUACUCUCUUCAAAAUCCUGAUGUGUCAUUCCUUCAAGACAAGUGAAAAAUAUGGUCAUGUUUUCUAGAAUUUGGCAUGACCUCACUUUUUUUUCCCCUGAAAUAUGAUUGCAGGGCCAGCAGGGCCCUCAGGGAGAACAGUAUGAAUACUGAUGAGGCUACCCUGGGUAAACAAGACAUAUUAUUAUUAUUAUUAUAUCAUUCCUAGUUACCUAUUGGAAGAAGCUUUCAGAAUGCAUCCAUAGAUAGUAUGUCAGAAACUCAGAAUGCAUGUUUCAUAAAAUGUGUGAAAGUAUAUCAAACUAGAACUAAUUAAUAUGACCAUUAGCUUAAGUUUGAUAGAGAAAAUGAUACAUUCAAGUCCAUCAAAACUAACUUGAAAUGGGAUGUUAUUUCAAUAAUUGCCUGGAUUGGAAAGGAUAUGUAUGUGAUACUACACUGCCUGGCAGAGAUCUGUUUAUAUAACGAUAAUGAUAUGAACACUUAAAAUGUGCCAGUAUCCAUCACAAUAGUGAUGCUCAUGGUGCAGUAGAAAAUAGAGUACCGGUAGAAAUAGUCACAUGAACAUGAACAUGAGUACAAACAUUAAGCAUGAAAUCAUAUUUUAAAAAAACUUUACAAAAAUAUUCCCCUAAGGUUGAUUUUUUAAGACUUUUCUUCUUAAAUCAUCUGAAAUACACUAUGUGAAUGCAUAAACAGGUUUUUGUAUGUUGUAAGGUGCUAUUUUGUUUAAUUUGUAGUGUCAUCGCUUACAUAAAUUGAUACUUGUAUACAUGCCCCUAGAUAAAGGCUUGUUCAAUCAAUUUGAAUUUUGUUUCUCUUCAUUCUUUUUGAAUAAUGUGGAAAUACAGGUUUGUUUUUUAAAUGCCUUACCACUACAUUGAUGUCUGAUUAUGUGGUCACCAGCCCUGGUGGUCACUAACCUUAGUCUGAGUUUUAAAAAAAGAAACAAGACUUACCCAUUAGUCUUAUUCAUUAUGCAAACCCAGGGGGUGUUUCACAAUACAAAGACUAAGAUCGACUUAAGUUAGACUUGAACUAUGGCAGGCGAUAUAUGACCUUAAAAAGUCUCGAACCAGAUGUAAAAAUAGAGGAAAAAAAACCUUAGAAAUUAUGAUCUUUAGAUGUUUUUUCUUCAAUAAUAAACUAUCAAAAAAUGUGAAUUCUGUAGAUUUGUGAUGUCCCUUGAGAGACCAAUGGUGAGAGCAAACAGUGGCAUGAAUGGCCUGCCAUAGUUCAAGUCCAACUUAAGUAGAUCUUGGUCUUUGUGAAACACCAUCCAGAAUACACAGGAUAUUCCUAGUUUCUGGAAAUAUUUCAAAUAAUUGUGCUAAUGCCAUCCCCCCUCUCAUUCUCUUUGAACAGAGAUGAAGUAGAGUAAUCAUAAAUAGUACAUGAAAAAUAUUGAUUGAAUGUUCAUUUAACAUUCAUAUAUAUAUAUAUAUAUAUAUAUCUUAUGUUAAAUUUCAAAUUGUAUGUACAUGUUGGAUAUGUAACAUUUUGUAAAAGGGCAUUGCUGGAAUUGGAUUUAGUUAUUAUCUAUGACAGACUUUCUUUUCAUUUUUGCCUGAAUUGUAUGUAGGCUGA